GAAAUUCAUUCGUAAACAUGUUUAGAGUUUCUCAAAAACUCCCUUUAGCAUUUCUAUCCUCGUUUGGCUUUCCUUCUUCCACAAUUGCAUAUAGGUUUUAUACAACUGUAAAACCAAAUUUAAAACUUUUACAACAAUUACGCCAAGAAACGCAAGUUAGUAUUACAAAAGCAAAAGAAGCGUUAACAAAGCAUGAUAAUGAUUAUGACGUAGCAUUAUCGUGGAUUUUAGAAGAUUCUAAAACUAGUGGUGUUGCUAAAGCUGAAAAACUUAAAGGAAGAGUUGCUAAAGAAGGAUUGAUUGGAAUUGUAUUAACAAAAGGAAAAGAAGUUAUGGGAAAUACGAGAGGUGCAAUUGUUGAGGUAAAUUGCGAAACUGACUUUGUUUCGCGUAAUACUCUUUUCCAACAAUUUGUUACUCAAAUCGCAUCUACAUCUCUUUUACUAUCUUCCGAUAUUGCGCCUAUUUAUUCGUCAUCUUCCAAUUCUGCCCCAUUCAUUCAAUCAAUACCACUUUCACUUCUCCAAUCUUCACCUCUGCUUCCUCAUCCAUCAACUUCAUCAUCUUUUGCUAAUCUUUCUUUAACUACCAUUCAAGAAUCUAUAUCAGAACUUGUAACUAAAUUAGGUGAAAACAUUAGUUUACGUAGAGCUGAAGCCGUAAUGUUUCCAGAUAAUAACGAAUCUUCAAAUGAAAAUAGUUACAUUUUGACGGGUGGUUAUGUUCAUGGUGAUGAUUCAUAUACAGGAAGAAUUGGAGGAUUAGUUGUUAUAAAAUUAUUAGGUAGACCUGCAAAACAAAAUCAAAAUUCCCUAUACUCUUCAGAACAUAUAGCUAAAUUAUUGAGAAAUUUAUCCAGACAGGUUGUUGGAUUUAAUCCCAAGUACAUUAGCAAAAAUGACAUUAAAGCAAUUCAAGAUGGAAUUAAUAGGGAUGAUUAUAUAAAAGAAAAUGUUUUAUUAAAUCAAGAUUUUUUAAUUGGAGGUGGCAGUGUAAAAGAUGUUAUAGGGAAAAUAGAAAAAGAGUUAGGAGUUGCGAUUGAAAUAAUAGAUUUUAGAAGAUGGGAGCGUGGGGAAGGAAUAAAAAAAUCGGAAGGAGAUUUUGCUAAAGAAGUUAUGAAUCAAGCAAGUUUAUUUUAAAUAAUAAAAAUCAG
Molecule: messenger RNA, 1153 nt
Organism: Rhizophagus irregularis DAOM 181602=DAOM 197198
Lineage: Eukaryota; Fungi; Glomeromycota; Glomeromycetes; Glomerales; Glomeraceae
Biological process (GO): mitochondrial translational elongation
Cellular component (GO): mitochondrial matrix
Molecular function (GO): translation elongation factor activity; protein binding
Source: RefSeq, a predicted model, not a curated record